Musa acuminata AAA Group (dessert banana) is the source of this 3237-nucleotide messenger RNA. Its product is annotated as probable protein phosphatase 2C 35. Bases 317 to 1639 code for a protein of 440 amino acids. NCBI's taxonomy places the organism in Eukaryota, Viridiplantae, Streptophyta, Magnoliopsida, Zingiberales, Musaceae. Gene Ontology annotation, biological process: peptidyl-threonine dephosphorylation. Gene Ontology annotation, molecular function: protein serine/threonine phosphatase activity; cation binding. The transcript is spliced from 7 exons. The record is from RefSeq and is a predicted model, not a curated record.
CCUCCCCUUUUGUGUUCAUCACUGUAGACUUGCCCCUUUAUGUUGCGAACCCACCCGUCAUUAUAGCUUGGUCUGCAGGAGUCCCCCGUACUCCCGUUCCGUCCACUUCACACUUUGAGGCGGCCGCAUCUUUUCCAUUUCAAACCCUUCUCCGAUCCUUCUGCUCUCUCGAAUGCUACUGCCGUUGCUUCCUUCGGCGAUCUGAUCGAACUUUCUUUUGGUUUUGUACGAUCUCAGCUUCUAACUGAAGCCGAAGAGGCGAUCGCCCGUUUGCUUCCCUCAUCCCCCACGAAAGGUUCAGGACACGAAAGGUUGAAUGGGGUGUGUCCAGGGCAAGCGCUGUGGCCGCUACAAGAAGCGCUGCAGCAGCAGCUGCUGCCACUACCAACCCUCCUCCAUCUCCACCGACGCCACCGAUCCCUUUAGGAUCCACGAAACGGACUCCUCGCGCGGUCUCCCCCUCCACGCGCUCUCCGGCGGCUUUGCGGUCGUCCCCUCCGCCGGUAUCUGCCUACGGUACGCCUCCCUCACGCAGCGUGGCCACUAUCCUGACUCGCCCGACCGCGCUAACCAGGACAGCUUCUGCGUGAAGACCGGCUUCCAGGCCAACCCCGAUCUCCACUUCUUUGGCGUCUUCGAUGGACACGGCCAGUUCGGCACCCAGUGCUCCGUGUUCGUCCGUGACAAGCUCGCAGACAUCUUGUCCGGCGAUGCUCACCUGUCGGAGGAUCCCGUAGAAGCCUAUCACUCCGCUUUCCUGGCAGCCAAUUCGGCGAUUCAUGACAGCGAGAUCGAUGAUUCGAUGAGCGGCACGACCGCGAUCACUGUUCUUGUAGAUGGGAACACGCUCUAUGUUGCGAAUGUGGGGGAUUCACGGGCUGUGGCCGGAGUUUGGAAUGGUAAUCGUGUCAUGGCCGAGGACUUAUCGAGUGAUCAGACGCCGUACAGGAAGGAUGAGUACGAGAGGGUGAAGCUCUGCGGGGCGAGAGUGUUGAGUGUUGAUCAAGUGGAGGGCAUUGUGGAUCCUGAUAUACAGAGCUGGGGUGAUGAGGAGGAUGGUGACGGGGAUCCACCAAGGCUGUGGGUGCAAAAUGGCAUGUACCCAGGGACGGCUUUCACAAGGAGUGUGGGAGACUCGACGGCAGAGAGUAUAGGAGUGAUCGCUGAUCCGGAGGUUAAGACUGUGAAGAUCACACCAAACCAUCUCUUCUUUGUUGUGGCAAGUGAUGGCAUAUUUGAGUUUCUAUCAAGUCAAGCGGUGGUAGAUAUGGUUUCCAGGUUUGCUGAUCCUCAGGAUGCCUGCUUGGAAAUUGCUUCUGAAUCUUACAAAUUGUGGUUAGAGAAUGAAAACCGGACAGAUGAUAUAACAGUUAUUGUUGUGCAGAUCAGAAACAUCAGUGAUUCAUAUGCUGCUGCAAAUGAUGGAGCUAUCCAAACCAACAACAACAAUGCUUCUCUAGAUCCAGGUAAAUUAAAAGUUGAGAGGUACAUAGUCUCACGAUCAGAAGUUAAUCUCUCAAAGAAAAGCAGCUGUCUCGAGCUGCAGUCGUGCCUUCCUGACUGCUCAGUGGAUCUAAGUUCUGCACGUGCUGCCCCUUCAACUCAGUCUUUCCAUUUAAAUGCGAUUAAUUCGGACUGACUGGAGUUAAAUGGUACUAUAUAUAUGCCUUCAAUUUUGGUACUGGGAAGCACUACUCUACUAAUGACUUGUAAAAUUUUAAACGAUAAUUAAAUGUGUUCUUCCACUUACAUCAGAAUGCACAAAAAAAGACCCAUACACUCUUUCGUCGGUGACAUUUUCAGUGACAUUCUAGGCCCUUCUGUAUAUGGACUUUGCUAUCUCUUCCGCUGUGCAAAUGAGGCAGAGCCACUUCAAGCAAAAUGAAACUCCCUGACCUUUAGAAGGACUUGCUUUGGCAUCUUCAUUGUCUAUGACCAGCUAAUUCUGUCAGCAUAGGCGAUACAAAUAGCAGAAUGCCAGAUCGGGUAGCUGAGGCCUGCAAUAUGGUAAGGUGCAUUCGUAGAAGAAUGUGGCGAAGUCAUGGGGUUGCAAAUAUGAGUUUGAAUUGAUCGCUUGGUGGCUGGCUGGAUGUGAGCUUUACCAUCUUUUAUCGAACCAGAGAGAAGCAAAAAACUUGAAAAUAUUUCUAGGACUCUUGUUAUCUUGGUAUCUGGUAACAGUAUAAUAGCGGUAGUGGCUACAUAAUGAUAUUUUUUAAUUAAAAAAAAGGACAAUGAGGCCUUAAGGGAGGAACAAAAUUUUUUUUUUGUGGAAAAAAUAACCAAUGUUUUGGAGGAAUACCCAGUAAUCAAUGGUUAUGAUCGCACAAUUUAGCUCAUUCAUGUAUUAUUAUUUUCCACAAAGAAAAAAUAAAUGAAUGAGCUAAGCAACCCAAGCCAAUGUCACUUGUUUUGAACAGGUUGUCCCAAAUCCGAGCCCAGUUCAGAGGAGACUCGAGUCAUACCGUGUCAUUGGGGUUGAGUCUUCCUGUGUCGGAUGAGAUCGGAAUCUCGGGUUCCAAUCCCUAAAACCCUUUUCCCACUUCGUGGCUCACGCCAUGGCGGAGCGUUUCGGUGUUCCCAGGCGGAGCUAAGAACCCGAAACCCUGCCGAUUCCUUCUUCCCCUUGACAUACGAAGAAAGGGAUUCGAAAUCGAUUGAUGGCAUCUCCGAGAGAUUCAGGCGCAGCGCAGCUCCCACCGGCGGCUUCUUCUCCUCCUCCGCUCCACGCCAUGGACGCCGACGAGGAAGACGACAACGUGAAGCAACUUAAGGAGUGCGCCACCCUCUACUUGUCCCUUCAGGAGUGCCUCGCCGAGACCAACAGGAAUUGGAAGUCCUGCCAAUCCUAUGUUCAAGCAUUAAAAGCAUGCCAUACAAGAAGAAACCCUAGUGAGCAGAAGUGAAGACUAGCUAUAGUGAAUAACCCAGCUGCAGCCUCACAACAUCAUGAGCACUCGCAAAUAUGAACAUACUACUGACUUAUAAUAAGCUCUAUUCUUCUGACUCGCAGCAGAUUUCUCUGUGAAUUUUUGUUUCAAGGACUUCACCACAUGAAACACUACUGAGUUGUUUGCUUGUUUCAUGAGUUCUCAUUAGCAAAGGGAAAACCAUUUGCACACUUUGAUUGCAACGGAAAUGAGACUUGCAUAAUUUGCUUCACUUAGCUAUAUUGAAGUUGACAAUGAAAAGUGAAAUGACAAUAAAUUGGUUGUCACCACCCCACUUAUUUGUGAA